CAGCCAUACAGCUCGGUGUGUUUUAUCAUUGAACUUAGAUGCAACUGGGGCUGCAAUGGGAUCAAAUUUAAGCUCAAAUGAGACAUUUACGGGCACCUCAGCGCCAGUGGAGAGAACGAGGCCAGUAUCUCCUUUCAACUUGCUUACUGUAAAAAUACUAAGGCUGAGGAAUGUCCGGAAGGCAGACUUGCUCACCCUUUCAGAUUGCUAUGUGACAUUGUGGUUGCCUACUGCCUCGUCUGAGAAGGUUCGGACCAGAACCAUCAGGAACAGCAAAAAUCCAGUCUGGAAUGAAGCUUUCUGUUACAAGAUUGACCGACGAGUGAAGAAUGUGCUGGAGCUGAAGGUUUGCGAUGAAGACACAGUCACCAGGGAUGAUGAACUCUGCACGGUUCUCUUUGACAUAGAUAAACUUAGUGUAGGACGUACUGUUCGAGUGAAGUUUCAACUGAAUCCACAGGCACGCGAGGAGCUGGAGGUGGAGUUCACAUUGCAGAACACUCUGGACUAUCCUGAUGGCAUCAUUACUAAUGGAGUGCUAGUGGCUCGUGAGGUUUCCUGUUUGGAGGUCAGAGUGGAUACAGGGAAGCUGAAGCAGCAAUCCACAAAUCAGGAGCUUAUGUUCACAGUGAAAGGAUCCCAUGAAGGAAGCCAGAAGAUUUCCCUGGGCUAUGAACCCAGCCUUCAGAUCAUUGUAUUUCAUUGCAUCAUAAAUGACCAGACAAGACUGGACAUCAUGUUACCAGAAGAGCUGGCUGACAAAAAUGGAACUCAGGAAUAUGGAGUCCUCUCUUUUCCUCUGAAUUCACUCCCUUUGCAGAAGGAAAUAACAGUAGAAGAGGAUCAAUCCUUUGAGUUGUACUUGACAUCAAGAAAAUGCUCAGGAGAUCUGGAUGUGCGUCUGGGGUACAGCCUGUGCAGGGAGGAGCAAGACUUCCUGCAGAAAAGAAAGAAAUAUGUUGCUGCUGCUCUGAAGAAGAUCCUUAAUUUGGAGGAGGAUCUGAAGGAGCAUGAGGUGCCAGUGGUGGCCAUCACGACGACUGGGGGCGGGACGAGGUCACUGACAGCGAUGUAUGGCAGCCUACUGGGGCUCCAGAAACUCAAUCUGUUAGACUGCAUUUCUUACAUUGGUGGUUUAUCAGGUACCACAUGGACAAUGGCAAACUUGUAUGAAGAUGCUGACUGGUCGGAAAAAUAUCUGGAAGAGGCGAUCAAGGAAGCUCGCAAGCAAGUAACAAAAAACAAGAUCUGCUGUUUUUCCUUGGAUUGUUUGAAGUACUACUACAAUGACCUGAUGGAGAGGGUUAAAGAAGGACGUAACACGUCUUUCAUAGACUUAUGGGGGCUUGUCAUUGAAUCCAUGCUACAUGAUAAGAAAGAUGAACACAGACUCUCGGAUCAGCGGCAGGCAGUGGAUAAUGGACAGAACCCAUUGCCCAUUUAUGUAGCCAUCAACCUCAAGUCCAACUAUAGUGCUCAGGCAUUCAGAGAGUGGUUGGAGUUCACUCCUUAUGAAGUCAGUCUCCUGAAAUAUGGAGCAUCUAUCCGUGCAGAACAUUUUGGAAGUGAAUUCUUUAUGGGAAGGCUUGUGAAGAGGCUCCCAGAGACUCGGAUCUGCUACAUGCAAGGCAUGUGGAGUAGUAUAUUUUCCAUAGAUGUGAUGUAUGUCUGGAAUUUGGCUGCUGAUUCAGAGGAUUUCUGGUUCAGAUGGACCAGGGAUAGAGUAAAAGAUAUUGAGGAAGAACCCUUUCUGUCCAUGAAUCCUUGUGAGGUAGACACGUGUAUGCUCAGUCCCUCAUCCACCUUCUCCUCUGUUCUGCGAGAUGUCUUAACGGGACGCCCAACCAUUGCACAGUAUCCCAAUUUUAUCAGAGGCUUACAGAUGCACAGCAAGUACCUGGAGAGUGAUGGAUUUUCUACCUGGAAAGACACAGUAAUAGACUCCUUCCCAAAUAAACUGAUGGAAACAGCUAAUGAUGAGCUCUCCCUGGUUGACACUGGGUUUUUCAUCAAUACCAGCUACCCACCACUUUUGAGAUCGAAAAGGGAAGUGGAUGUCAUCCUGCAUUUAAAUUACAGUGGGGGAUCCCAAACACUGCCUCUGGAUCAGAUUGCAAAAUACAUAUCGGGGCAAGGAAUUCCAUUUCCCAAAAUUGAGAUAAGUGAUGAAGACAGGGAAAACUUGAAGGAAUGUUAUGUUUUUGAAGAUGCUGACAGUCCACAAGUUCCAAUAGUGCUCUUCUUCCCCUUAGUGAACGAUACUUUCAAGAACUACAAAGCUCCUGGUGUGGAAAGGAGUCCUGAAGAGAUGGCUGAAGGCAAAGUUGAUGUUUGCAGUAUCCUUUCCCCAUUUACAACAAGGGAGGUCUGUUUCAGUGAAGAGAAUUUUGACAAACUGGUGAAAUUGACUGAUUACAAUGUCCUGAAUAAUGAAAACUUGAUUAUUCAGGCCUUGCGCAUGGCAGUGGCACGGAGGAAGCAGAGGAAUUACUAGCCGCCAUUUGCUAACUUUAAACUCCCAUGUGAUAUUUCUUGAGUUAUCUGUCAUCUAGUGAGAUUAAACUGUUUGAUGCUUGCCACUCUAAUCUGCAGUUGAAAUUGCAUCACCCCUUGGAAUUGAUGGACUCCAGUUCAUUCUAUUUAAGUGACUGUUCAGAUGGGCAGAAUGGA
This is a messenger RNA of Tympanuchus pallidicinctus (lesser prairie-chicken), 2670 nucleotides long. RefSeq names its product cytosolic phospholipase A2 epsilon-like. The record is from RefSeq and is a predicted model, not a curated record. Gene Ontology annotation, cellular component: cytosol. Lineage: Eukaryota; Metazoa; Chordata; Aves; Galliformes; Phasianidae. Gene Ontology annotation, biological process: glycerophospholipid catabolic process. The transcript is spliced from 21 exons. Gene Ontology annotation, molecular function: calcium-dependent phospholipid binding; calcium ion binding. Bases 56 to 2494 code for a protein of 812 amino acids.